AUGAUCGAGGUGAUCCUGAACGACCGCCUGGGCAAGAAGAUCCGCGUCAAGUGCAACGAGGACGACACGGUGGGGGACCUCAAGAAGCUCGUGGCGGCGCAGGUGGGCACGCGGCCGGAGAAGAUCCGCAUCCAGAAGUGGUACACCAUCUACAAGGACCACAUCACGCUCGAGGACUACGAGAUUCACGACGGCAUGGGGCUCGAGCUCUACUACACGUAA
Phytophthora sojae is the source of this 222-nucleotide messenger RNA. RefSeq lists its product as hypothetical. Bases 1 to 222 code for a protein of 73 amino acids. Gene Ontology annotation, molecular function: protein binding; protein tag activity. The transcript has a single exon. Lineage: Eukaryota; Oomycota; Peronosporomycetes; Peronosporales; Peronosporaceae. Gene Ontology annotation, cellular component: cytoplasm; nucleus. The record is from RefSeq and is a predicted model, not a curated record. Gene Ontology annotation, biological process: mRNA splicing, via spliceosome; protein modification process.